AAACCCACAACCCUUUGCGCGCCCGUCUCGCUCCUAACGCGUCAUAAAGAAGAGGCGGGAUCAAAAGCGACAAGAGCAGGCACCGAAGAUGGCGGCGCCCGUGAAUCAGGCGGCGCAGCAAGUCCAGCAGGGGCUUCAGCCAGCAACGCUGCAACAGCAGCUCAGCCUGCAGCAGGAUUUCGACCCUGUUCACAGGUUCAAAAUGCUGAUCCCACAGCUUAAAGAAAGCCUCCAGAAUGUCAUGAAUAUUGCAUCUCAGAAUCUAGCAUACAAUACCACCAUUGAUAAUGGCAUAAAAAGCAGCGAUGCUUCAGUCCAGCGGUUUGAUAAGAGUUUGGAGGAGUUUUAUGCCCUAUGUGACCAGCUAGAGUUGUGUUUGAGGCUGGCUUACGAGUGUCUCUCCCAGAGCAUCGACAGUGCCAAGCACUCUCCUAACCUGGUGCCAACGGCGACCAAGCCAGACACAGUGCAGACAGAGAGCCUCUCAUACACCCAGUACCUGAGCAUGAUCAAAUCCCAGAUCACCUGCGCCAAGGAUAUCCACAACGCACUGCUGGAGUGUUCCAAGAAGAUCGCAGGCAAGGGGCAGCCCCCGGGAACUCUCUGACACGCUUUUCAUGGCUGUUUGAGACCCUUGCAGGAUGUGCGCUACGAAUCCGUUCCACCCUGCAGAAAGUCCGCUGCGAUCGUGUUUGUUUCAAAUAGAUUUUAAACGUAAAGAAUAAAUAUCUUGAAAUGUAAUCUGUAUACCAUCAGGGACACCUCGGGUGAAGUAAAGAUGUCAAAUCUUACUUACAAAUUAAAACACCCAUUUAGUUGUUUUAUAGAAGAAAAUACUAUCCAGCGGCUGUCCCAAUUAAAACGAGAGGCAUUUGAGAUG
This is a messenger RNA of Polyodon spathula (Mississippi paddlefish), 880 nucleotides long. Its product is annotated as mediator of RNA polymerase II transcription subunit 29-like. The coding region runs from base 89 to 607 and encodes 172 amino acids. Gene Ontology annotation, biological process: regulation of transcription by RNA polymerase II. Gene Ontology annotation, molecular function: transcription factor binding; transcription coregulator activity. Lineage: Eukaryota; Metazoa; Chordata; Actinopteri; Acipenseriformes; Polyodontidae. Gene Ontology annotation, cellular component: mediator complex. The record is from RefSeq and is a predicted model, not a curated record. The transcript has 4 exons.